Podarcis muralis (Common wall lizard) is the source of this 1212-nucleotide messenger RNA. Lineage: Eukaryota; Metazoa; Chordata; Lepidosauria; Squamata; Lacertidae. The record is from RefSeq and is a predicted model, not a curated record.
UAAUUUACAUAUCCAGAAAAUGGGGCUGUUCCAAGUCAGAGGCAAAUGAGAACAGAGUUUGCAAACUCUCAGAGGUCAAUGAGAGCAUAGCGUGCGAGUGUUUGUGAUUCAGAAUUGCUUCCUCUUCUGCUAUAUACUUUUAUUGCACAACUUCUGGUCACGCAGAAGCAAAUCUGCCUUUUAAAAGGGGUUGUGACAAGACUGAGACAGCCAACAAGAUGACCCAGAAAAAGGCAAUAGAGAAUCUUUUAGCUAUGCUUCAAGUGGAGGAGAACGAGGAGCUGCUGUUUACUUACAGAGGAGUGCUGUAUCCAAAACUUUGUAGUCCUGGGACUUUUGAAGCAUUGGAAACCAUGGAAGCUAGGAAGGACGAUAGGCUGAUUGUUGCUUAUCCAAAAUGUGGUACUAACUGGGUGCUCCAAAUGGUAAAUGACAUGGUAGCCGCAAUCCCAAGUUACAAGGACUUACCACCACUGGAAAACCUACAAAUGCUUGAAUUUGGACUGCCCACAAAAGUUCAGGACAUGGACAAGCAGCCUUCUCCACGUAUUUUUGCUACACAUUCUCAUUAUGAUAAUAUUCCCAAAUCUUUUUUUGAGAAGAAGGUGAAGAUGUUGGUAGUAUUUCGAAACCCCAAAGAUGCCGCUGUAUCCUAUUACCAUUUUUACAACAAAAACCCUGUUCUUCCAAAUUUCAGCUCUUGGGAUGAUUUUUUUCAAAGGUUCAUGAGCGGCGAAGUUUGUUGGCAGUCCUACUUUGACCAUGCUCUGGCUUGGGACAAACAUAUGGAUGACGAAAAUGUCAUGAUCAUCACAUUUGAAGAGCUGAAAGAAAAUCUUCACGAAGGAGUGAAGCGAAUAGCUGAAUUUUAUGAACUACCUCUGUCGGAUGAAAUGAUUAAAUCUGUUGCAGAGAGCUCUACCUUCCAAGCAAUGAGCAGUAAAUCUGAAGAAACACAUGGUCGGUUUGCUCCUAUCCUUUUCAGGAAAGGUGCUGUGGGUGACUGGAAGACUUUGUUCACUGAGGCUCAGAGCCGGGAAAUGGAUGCAAAAUUUGAAGAGUGCUUAGCAGGAACUAAACUGGGUGCAAAGCUAAAAUAUGACCAAUAUUGUAAAUUUUAAACCUUUGGAUUUGGAGGUUAUUAUCUGAAGCCUUUGGGUUAAGAAUAAAUUGAUGUUUAAGUGCUAUAUACAUCUAUGCACAGAAAAUUUU